CAACUUGCCGUUGUGGCUGUUUGACAGCGCGCUUUCGUACUCGUAAAUUGCGACGAACGUUUUGAUCUUUUUAGCCGGUUUUGCGAACGUCGUGCACGCGUUGGUCAGCCGGCAACGUCGUCGGCGGCAGCGACUACCUUUCGCAGCAGCUCCAAGCGCCAACUGCGCGACAGAAUUAGCCCAGCACCAGACAAGGCGUCAAACGUUAACUUUUUCAAAACGCCAGCGCACCAAUCAGUCGUUCUUGAAUUGCGAGCGCGUGCGAACGUUCGGUAUAAAGUUAAAUUUUGUCGAUAGAAAUUUUAUUUGGUUACCGAAAAUUUGUUUGUGUAAUAAUUAUUUGUAUGACGAAAGCGAACAUUUAAUUUAGUUGAUUUAUGAAAAAUUUAUUACGUACAAUAAAUUUACGUUUUAAUUUAAGUGAACGGCAGUGGUGUGAGAAAUAUACAAAAAUAACUGCAAAAUUAGUGGCGUGUGUUAAAAUCUAUAAUAUAUAGGUGAAUAGCUGAAGAAAGCAAGAAAAAAAUUGAAGUGAAACGAUAAAUUUUAAUGUGCCGGAAAUUUUUUCGAAUUGGGUAUUUUGGUGAAAUAUUUGGGUAUACAAAUGUUUGCUGAGUGUGGAAAUUGAAAACUAUUGCUUAGAUAUUACAACAAUAUCACGCAAAGCUAUAAUAUUAUUAAUAUAAUAAAAAAUUUGAAACAAGAAAAACGAAAAAAGCAAUAAAACAGAAUUAGAAAAUAGCAAAAAUAGAAGCUACUCAAUUUGGUUGCCGUUUUACAAUUAAAAAAAAUUGUGUUUUUUGUUUUUGAAUAUCCAUAACUGUAUGGAAAUGGUUUAAGCACUGUGAAAAAUAAAACAAUAAUAAUAAUUAAAAAUAUAUAAGAAAGUUAUUUAAAAACAAGUAUACAAAAGCACAAUAUUAAUAAAAAUUUAGUUAAAAAAAAACUUGAAAAAGAUUGCAAUAAAUGUUCAAUAUUCGUCACCGUUUUACGCGCUGUAAAGGCACACGGGCGAAUUGAAUGACAGUGAGUCAGUUUUGCAUGACACGAUCAGCUGUCAUUCUGCUUAAAUGAAAUCAGCGCUGAUAUAAAGAUAACCAGAGUUGCUGUGUACUGCCAAAAGCCACAGCGUCUACCAAAGUACAACAAAUAUGCAACAAAAGCCAUAAAAAUUUCUACGAAAUAAAAAAAAACCACAAAUCAUAGUGCGAAAUCCAACAUAUAUGCAUAUGAAUAAAUGUAUGAGUGACUACAAAAAAAUAAAAUAAUUGUUUCCAUGUGCAAAUUAAAUAAAUCCAUAAGUGAGUGCAAAAGUACUUUUCAAUUGCCAAGCAAAAUAACAUAAAAUAUUUAUUAUUGCCGACACGCUUGCUUUAAUUUAUUUAUUAGCAAAUUUUAAUAGGCGAAGAGGGCGCGCGGUAGAGCGAGCAAACGGAAUAGCGCAACAAUUUCUUCGCACAAAGGCAAACAAACCUCGUGCGAGCAAACAAAACGCCGGCAAAGCAAUCAAACACGAAUCAACAAACCCCAACAAUAAAUAAAUUUGUGCAGCAAGUGCAAAAGUAAAACGCGUCGGAGGGAGUGAGAGGCAAACACCUAAGCGCAAGAGGUCAUUUCAAUUGGCGUUUGAUUUACUCGCUCGCGAAAUUCCACAAAAAUUCAAUAAGAAUCAUAUUUUCGCGCGAUCAAGUAGUGUCUUAGUGCUGGCACUAAAGUGGAAAGUGUGCGCCGGAGUGUGUUGGUGUAAAGUGCAAGAAGGUGUUAAAGCUAUUAGAUUGAAAAAAUAAAAUUAAAGAAAUUAAAUAAAAAUUAAAUAAAAAAUUAAAAAUAAUUAAUUUCAGUGUUUGGAAAAAAUUUUGAAAUUUUUUUAAAAUCAGUUUUGAGCUUUUGCUCUUCUAUAAACUAAUCGUUAUUAGUUAAUAAAUCGACUGCUUAUUUAAAUCACUAUGGCAACACUGAAGGCUGUUUAUCACAUUACUUGUCUGCUUUUGACCCUCUUGGUGCUCGAAGUGAAAUGCAAUGAAUCAGCAGGCGACCUUCUGCCGCAUCCCUGCUACAAUGUGAAAUGCCCUCCGUUGACCGAAAUGACCUGUCCGCCGGACAGCAGUGUACGCGAAAUGCUCAACAGCAUCGAAGUGCAACAGAUCACCGUAGCGCCCACCGAUACCGCCGACGCCAUGACCUACAAUACGACCGAAAUCGAUGAAGACGUCUAUGCAGAAUGCUGUCUGGCCAAAAAGUGCAUUUGCAAGACCUGCUACAUACCCGACUGUCAUGGUGAAGAUGAAGUGGUCGUCGAGCUGUUGCCCGAAUCGAUGAACAAACCCGGUCAAUGUUGCGGCGAGUAUGAGUGUCAGCGCAAACCGAAGUGCACAGCGGACGAUGAUAGUGAGCUGUAUUGGCUGAAGGGCUGUCAGCGUUGCCACUGUUUUGCGGGCAAACCCAUGUGCAUACAGAUCUGCGAUGAAGCCGUGAAUAAGACCAAAGCCAUUUGCAAGCCAGAAAAAUUGAAUGCGCUAUUUGAGCAUGGCGAAAGCUGGCGUGUGGGCUGCUAUGAAUGCGAAUGCAUCGAUGGCGUUGAAAAGUGCGUGCUGCCGUUCUGCAGCAAUGUCGAUUGUCCGCGCGAACGUCAAAUAACAUUGAAAGAUGGCUGCUGCCCCAUUUGUUGGCCCGACUGUGCGCCCAUGCCAAAGGAAUUGCUGAGCGGACGCAGCAGCGUACAUGGCAAAUACGGCAAUGGUUUGCGGCAUUACGACGAUGAGGAUGAAGAAAAUGAAGACGAUUUCAUUGAUGAUGCAAAUAGUGCACCGCGUAGCUUUGAUUAUGCUGGCGAAAAUGAGAACGAUCCAUUGUCGGACAUACAGUUGGGCGAAGCAGAAGCAGUGAAGCUGCAGCAGAACACAACCGCUGAAGCACAAACCACUACAAGUGCCGCCAGCUCGUCAACAACUGUAGCAACAGUCAAAACGACCGCCGGACCGGCAACCCAAACGAGCUCGACCGUUGCUCCCGCCAUAAACUUGCCCAUAACGCCUACCACAGCAGCGCCUUCUGAGUCGCCGGCUGUGGCGCUUGCCAGUGAACCUGCCAUAGCCACCGCUUGCCCGCCUGCUAUGGCUUCACGUCACGAUAGUCCGGCCUCCUUCCAGCUAUAUCCCGACGAGGACGACGUCAUGCCCGCAGUUAAAGUCGUCUCGGAAUCAUGCAAGCAUUGGAUGAUUUAUAUUGUUAUCGGCAUCUUGGUCGCCUUCAUUGCAGUGCUGAUAGCUUGGAUCAUACAGUUGCGUUUGAAGCAGCGUUCCUACCGGCCGGUCUCGCACAUCGACGACAAUUUCAAUAAGAUGUCCUGUAAUAUCAAGCAAACAAAUGCUUAUGUUUAGAUGAAAGCGAGUAAUAUGUAAUGGAAAAUGAAAAAAUGCGAGUGUGAGAGCGUAAGACAGUUCAUAAUGCGUGUAGUACCGGCAUACUUAUAUGUAUGUGUGUUUCUUUUAGCGCCAGGUCCUCGGUAGUGAAGUUUAUUGUAUGAAAAGAGUUUAUGGUAGCAACGAAGAUUAUGGCCGUCUUAUGCAAACAUUUAGAACAUUAGCAACAAUAUUAAGUCUUAAGAUUUCUUAGUUGAUAGAAUUAUAACCUCAUUUUUAUGCAGUUAGAAAAGGGAUCACUUCAUAUAAACUCGCUUUUUGAAACAUAACAUCACAAAAUUAACUGAGCAAUUUAUUGGAAAGUAUUUAUUGAAUAUUUUUAGUAAAGGUUGUGAGCUUAGAUAUCUGGCACAUGAACCCAAAUGAAGCAAAAGGUGGGUUGAAGAUUUUAUAAACUAAUUUCGGAGUAUACUGCGGGGUUAACAGUUCUUGGUGGAAUAUAAAACUGGGUUCAUGGAGACCUUAAAUAAAUUACAUAUAACACGAAACUUUAAACCCUCCGACUUGACAGAAGAAAAGCACGGUUAGACAUUUAAAAAAUAAUUUUGGAGUAUACUGAGGAGUUGACACUCCUUGGUGGAAUGAAAACCUGUGUUCAUGGUUAGCUGAAAAUAAUUCCAUUUAGCAAGAAACCUUAGCAUCUCUGAAUUGACGGCGGAAAGGUCGGUUAGACAUUUAAAAAAUAAUUUCGGAGUAUACUGCGGGGUUAACACUCUUUGAGGGAAUAUAAAACUGGGUUCAUGGAAACCUGAAACGAAUCACAUGCAACGAGAAAACUUCAAACAUCUGACCUGACCGUGGAAACCACCGGUUAGACCUCUCAAAAAUAUUUUAGGAGUAUACUGCGGAGUUUAUAGAUUUUGGUCGAGUAUAAACUUGAGUGUAUGGAUAAAAGCUCUGAGUUAGCCGUUAGCUAAGCUCAUAAUGCAACCGGGAAAUCCAAAAUGUCUUGCCAUUUUGGUAAAUUUAUGUUCACACAAACACAUAUAUACCGUUUCAAAGAGAAAAAUCUUCAAAAAAUUGCUCAAAACACCGACAUUCGUAUUCGUAAAAUUUCAAUCAUGUUUAAUUUUUCGUUCGAAAUUCCCAACAUUUUUCGCAUAUCGUAGAGAAAAGAUCUCAAUUUUUAAUUUUGACAAAAAUUUUUGUUUUAUAUAAAAAAAAUGUUAGGUUCUUCAUCAUACCACAUAAAAAUUAUGAAAUCAUAAAAUUCAUAAAAAGAAUAAAUCCUAUCAUACCUAAAUAAUUAUUAUGCAUAUUUUUGACUAAAAGUAUUGAAAACAACUAUCAUUUAAUUUGUAAUUACUUUUUAAAAAUAAGAAAAUUUAAAAAUAUUUUUUUUUUAUUAUAAAUAACUGUAUAUUUAAGUUUUUAGUUAAAAUAUAUAUUUGCUUUAUUAAAAUAUAAUAAUACUAUAGUUUUAAGCUUCUUUUAAAAUUCAAAUAGUUUUAUUUGAAAUAAAAUUUAAUUUUGAAAUUUAUUUUUUUUUAUAGUUCUAAGGCUUUUUAAUUGGCAUUGAUUUAUAUAUUUUAUAUAUUAUAAAGUUAAAUAUGUUUCUUAGAUCUUUAAAUCCUGUGCAAAGAGAUUAAAAUAUAGUAAAUAUUUCACAUUUCAUAUAUUAAAUUUUUAUUGAAAAAACAGCGUUGAAACAAAUGAAAAUAAAUUUGAGCAAUAUUCUAUUAAAUCAUUAUUAUACCUAUAGUAUUAAUGAACUUUCAAAUAGUCAAGGUCACAACCAUAUUUUUGAAAGGAAUUCAAACUUGCUUGUGUCCGAGGGUUGAUGUCUCUGCAAUAUAUGUAUCAGUAAGGACAAAAACCAGCAAUGAAUUAUUCAGAAAUAAUACCGAAGAUAGAUCUCUAACUGCAACAAAUACAUGUAUCGAUGAAUCGAUAAGCUCUUAGUAUUAUCGAAUAUAUUAAUCGCUUUAAAUUUCGAUAUUUGAAUAAGCAUUGUAUCCUUUAAUGUGGUGUAACUUUAUUAAGAAGGCGAAUUCCUAUAUAAAUUAUAUUUUUUUUGAAGAUAAUUUGACAUUUAAAGUGCGACCAUAUGUACAGAAGAACAAGUCGAUUAAUUUGAAUUUGUUUCAGCCUUAUUGAUUGGAAAAUCGAACAUUUUGUUUCCAAAUGAAGCUACAAAAUAUACUUUGUCAACAUCGAAAAAUUUAUCGUUUUCAAAUUCUUGAUGACAAUUGUAUACAUCUUCGCUAUAACACUAGGGUUUAUGUAUCGAUAAUUUAUUGGGAAAAUAUCGAUAAUUACAAAUCUGUUUGAGUCAUCGAUAGUUAUUAUUAAAGCACAAUCAAACUAAAAUGCAAUACUAUUUAUUAUCUAUCGGAAAAAUAUCGAUAAUUACAAAUCUGUUAAAGUUAUCGAUAGUUCUUAUUUUUAAAAAACCUAAAAUCAUUUUGCGAACAUAUAGACAUUUCAUAUGUAUAUCGAUAAAUUACCGCGAAAACAUCGAUAUUUAUUAUAUUGUCGGAAUUAUCGAUAGUUCUAACUUUCGAAUUAUCUAAAAGGACGAUUAAACUUAUGUGUAAUUAAAUUGAUUAUUUAUCGGAACAAAUUGAUAUUUAAUCUAAGAGCGGGAUUUAACUAAAAUGUAAUUAAAUCGAUUACUUAUCGGUACAAAUCGAAAUUUAAUUUUUUAUCAGAAUCGAUAACGAUCUGACACAUCGAUUAGCGAUCAAAUCUCAGUUUUUAUCUUUCGAUUAUUUAUCGAGAAAAUAUCGGUGGCUACUAAAUUGUCAGAGCUAUCGAUAUUUCUUACUUUCAAAAUAUCUAAAAGUGCAAUUAAACGAAAAUGUAUUUAAAUCGAUUACUUAUCGGAUCAAUAUUUUGUUUUUUUGUCAGAUUUUCUUAGAUAUGAAAACGAAGUUUGAUUAUUUCUAGGAAUAAAUGGAUAACAAUUUUUUUAUCAAAAUUCUCGUUUACUUUUAUAUUAUAGAAUUUAAAAAAGCGUUCCAAUUAAAUUCUUAAUAUAUCGAUUAUUAAUCGAAAUAAAUCGAUAUUUUACAAUUUUUAGGCGAUAAAAUCAAGGUUUUGAUAGUCCUCUUAAUUUUCGAUACAAUAUCGAUAUUUAAAAAAAAUUACAAAGUUAUCGAUAAUUUUUAUUUUUCAUUAUUUAAAAAAGCGAUCAAACUGAAUUCUUAAUAGAUCACGUUCAAAUUAAACCUUUUAUAGGUCUCUUAUUUAUCGAUAUUUUAUUUUUAUUAAAUUUAUCGAUAACUUUUAUUUCCACACAAUUUAAAAAGGCGUUCAAACAAAAAUCGUGAUACAUCGAUAAUUUAUCGACACAAAUCGUUACACAAUUUUCUGUUAUCGAUAACUUUUUUAACAGAAACUAAACAAUAUUCAAAACUAUACAAAUUUUAGUAAAACCAUUUCUUAAGUAAAUUAUUACUAUAUUCAAUACUUCACUCAAAUCGAUUAAAAUAACCAUAAGCAAAGACAUAAACACUUCGACACAGGCCAGUAUGAGCUCGACAGUUUGAAAUUAAAUCAAAA
Molecule: messenger RNA, 6926 nt
Organism: Bactrocera dorsalis (oriental fruit fly)
Lineage: Eukaryota; Metazoa; Arthropoda; Insecta; Diptera; Tephritidae
Exons: 5
Coding region: 1947-3380 (477 amino acids)
Molecular function (GO): protein binding
Source: RefSeq, a predicted model, not a curated record